AGAUAGAAUUUACUUCCUGAAUUAAGUGUAGAAUUUUAAAAGGAAUUCUGGCCCUGAAAUGGAGAAGGGAUACCACUAGGUUCUGCAGUUGGCUUAUUAGGUAGUUAAAUGGUAAAUUUUACGUUUAACUUCGUAAGAACGGGGUUUAAAUUUUCCUAACCUUCAUCCUGAGGGCCAAGGUUGUUUGGCAAGAAUGGAUGGUAGAAUGCAGUUUCUAGAGUAAGGCUGAGAUCCUUUUCUUUUCUCUCCUAUAGACUACAUUUGGUCAAUUUUGUGGAACCUGUGGGCCUCAAUUACUCCAUGUUUAUUCCUACCUUGUUGAAUCAGGGCACCACUGCUCAGCAAGAGAAAUGGCUGCUUUCAUCCAAAGGACUCCAGAUAAUUGGCACCUAUGCCCAGACGGAAAUGGGCCACGGAACUCAUCUUCGAGGUUUGGAAACCACAGCCACAUAUGACCCCAAAACUGAAGAGUUCAUUCUCAACAGUCCUACUGUUACCUCUAUUAAGUGGUGGCCUGGGGGGCUUGGAAAGACUUCAAAUCAUGCCAUAGUUCUUGCCCAACUGAUCACUAAGGGGAAAUGCUAUGGAUUACAUGCCUUUAUUGUACCUAUUCGUGAAAUCGGGACCCAUAAGCCUUUUCCGGGUAUUACUGUUGGAGACAUUGGCCCCAAAUUUGGUUAUGAUGAGAUAGAUAAUGGCUACCUGAAGAUGGACAACUAUCGUAUUCCCAGAGAAAAUAUGCUGAUGAAGCAUGCCCAGGUGAAGCCUGAUGGCACGUAUGUGAAACCCCUGAGUAACAAGCUCACCUAUGGAACCAUGGUGUUUGUCAGGUCUUUCCUUGUGGGAGAAGCUGCUCGAUCUCUGUCUAAGGCAUGCACCAUUGCCAUCCGAUACAGCGCCGUGAGGCACCAGUCUGAAAUAAAGCCAGGUGAACCAGAACCGCAGAUUUUGGAUUUUCAAACCCAGCAGUAUAAACUCUUUCCACUUUUGGCCACUGCCUAUGCCUUCCAGUUUGUGGGUGCGUACAUGAGGGAGACCUAUCAUCGGAUUAAUGAAGGCAUUGGCCAAGGGGACCUGAGUGAACUGCCUGAGCUUCAUGCCCUCACUGCUGGGCUUAAGGCUUUCACUUCUUGGACAGCCAACACUGCUAUUGAAGCGUGUCGGAUGGCUUGUGGUGGGCAUGGCUAUUCUCACUGCAGUGGUCUUCCAAAUAUUUAUGUCAACUUCACCCCUACCUGCACCUUUGAGGGAGAAAACACUGUCAUGAUGCUACAGACAGCUAGGUUCUUGAUGAAAAGUUAUGACCAUGUGCACUCAGGAAAUUUGGUAUUUGGCAUGGUUUCCUACUUGAACGACCUGCCUAGUCAGCGCAUCCAGCCACAGCAGGUAGCAGUCUGGCCGGCUGCAGUGGAUAUCAACAGCACCGACAGCCUAACCGAAGCAUAUAAACUUCGUGCAGCCAGAUUAGUAGAAAUUGCUGCAAAAAACCUUCAAACUGAAGUGAUUCACAGAAAAAGCAAGGAGGUAGCAUGGAACCUAACUUCUGUUGACCUUGUUCGAGCAAGCGAGGCACAUUGCCACUAUGUGGUAGUUAAGCUCUUUUCAGAAAAACUCCUCAAAAUUCAAGAUAAAUCUGUCCAAGCUGUCUUAAAGAAUUUAUGUCUCUUGUAUUCUCUGUAUGGAAUCAGUCAGAAUGCAGGGGAUUUUCUUCAGGGAAGCAUCAUGACAGAGUCUCAAAUUUCCCAAGUAAACCAGCAUAUAAAGGAGUUACUCACUCUCAUUCGCCCUGAUGCAGUUGCUUUGGUCGAUGCAUUUGACUUUCAGGAUCUGACGCUCGGCUCUGUGCUUGGCCGCUACGAUGGGAAUGUGUAUGAAAACUUGUUUGAGUGGGCCAAGAAAUCCCCACUGAACAAAGCAGAGGUCCACGAAUCUUACUAUAAGCACCUGAAACCACUGCAGUCCAAGCUCUGAGGUGUCACAAAGACAAGUGUAAUUGGCUCUAGAAAGCAGCCUGUGUGCAACUCUCUUCAUACAUGACACACUAAUCUGCGUGGAAUCUUUAUCAAAUUCAAAUAGUUAUAGAGCAAAUGAUAAAUUGACCCCUUUCCUGUUUUUAUAAAUGAAGGGAAAAAUGAACAGAUUUCAGAGAUUAGAUGAAAAAAAAGCAGAUGUGUUUUAAGUGCCGUUAACACUGAAAGGGACCUGUUAGCAUUCAGAAAAAGCUUAAGAAAUGCAGUUUGACUUCCAUUUGUAAUGCUGCUGACUAGGCCGUGACUUUGAUAAUUAGCAGAAUUUAACUACUGAGUAGUUAAUUAUUUUCACAUGUUAAUUGCUAAUCACUGGCUGUAUACGUGUUUUUAAGCAAAGUUAUUUUUGAAGUGGGGUAGAACACUUCCAAGUUUUCCUGCUAAAUGUCUUACCACUUCUACCAUGAGGCCUGGCUAGAAGGCAGGACUGAAGAAAAGAGACUGGGGGAAAAAAACUAAUCAGAAAACUGAAUGUGCGCCAGUUGAUGCUUGACACGUUUUCCUCCUGCUUGCCCUCCUUUGCUGAUGCAUUGCUCCAGUCUAACUUCAUAAUAGCAUUUUUCCAACAGGAAGAUUUUUUCAGCAUAGGCCUCCUGCAGGAUCACUGUCUCAUGUAAUUAGGAAUUAAUCUUCCAUUCAAAAGAAUCUCUAAACUGUCACUUUAGUAACACUACAACUCCCUUUGUCCCCAACUUCUUGGGAAAGUGUAGGUAGCAAAGUUAUCUCUACAUUUGAUUUUUGGCCGCUGCUGGGACCAUAGUCAAUGGUGUUUGAUCUCCCUCCCUCCCUAUUUCCCUCUCCCAAAAGAAAUACUGAAGAAAGGAGAAAAAAAUAUCAUGGUUCCUUCUUAGUAGAAUAAAUGGAGGGAGAGCUCUCAGCCAUGGCACUGCUGUAACAUUGGUGACCAUAUUAACGGUUUUCUGAGACAAUCCAGAUUUCACAUUUCUGUCAUCUUAAGCCGUUAAAUGCUUGGAGGUUACAAAUUAUUUGGCAUUAAAAAAAUAAAAAUCACUCAGGUAACCUCUUACACUCAGAAAUAGCGCAGAAAAACCCUUUGACACAAACCAUGUGUUUUGAUUCUUUGUUCAGAAAAUAUCAUUGAAACCAUGGCUAGAGGAUAAAUGAAAGUUCCAUAGAUUCUGUUUCUUAUUAUCGUGUGUAUAUCUGGCUUUCUUUUCGGUAUGUUUCUAGGAGCUUUAUUUGAAUUGCUAAAUUUGUCUUUCAGUUGAAAUCUAAUUUACACAAUCAUCCUUUAUUUAAACAUGUACCUCUUAAUGACUUCUUCCUUAAAAUCAAUGUAAAACAACACGGCACUCUUUUUUUAACCUGUUAACUGUUUAUCUGUGACAUCUGCCUCAUGAAAGCAAUUGUUCUGGAAUCAGUCCUGAGAAUAUAGGAUAAUUCAGUGGAAAUGUAAUUCCUGUCUUGGGACCUGACAUAAAAUCUUUCCCAGGGGAACUGGUAAUAUGGGACUUUUAGGUUACAACAGAAAUAUUGAAUGUUGACAAAAGCCUUAAUCUUUCCACUGGGAGAACUAAUAUUAGUUUAUAGUAUUAUAAAUAUUAUAUUAAGGUUGAAGAUUAAUGCUGUGUUAAUCUCAUUUGGGUAUAUCUUGACAGUACAGAUUCUGUAAAAUAAACUUAAAUGGCUUAAUAUUGA
Messenger RNA from Galeopterus variegatus (Sunda flying lemur), 3686 nucleotides. RefSeq names its product acyl-CoA oxidase 1, palmitoyl (gene ACOX1). The record is from RefSeq and is a predicted model, not a curated record. Gene Ontology annotation, cellular component: peroxisome. Bases 301 to 1971 code for a protein of 556 amino acids. The transcript has 12 exons. Gene Ontology annotation, molecular function: fatty acid binding; FAD binding. Gene Ontology annotation, biological process: fatty acid beta-oxidation using acyl-CoA oxidase; lipid homeostasis; very long-chain fatty acid metabolic process. NCBI's taxonomy places the organism in Eukaryota, Metazoa, Chordata, Mammalia, Dermoptera, Cynocephalidae.